AUGGCACAUCCUGUUGCCAGAGCCUCGAGCAAGGGUCUCAAGUUAUCGUUACCCCUAACUCCCUCAGGUCGAACCCUCCAGAUCUGCCCUCAAUGCGCGCAUCGUUCACCCUCAGUCUACGCCCGUCAGUUCACCACCACUCGACGCAGAAAUGCAGCCGCCGGAGUCGCCCAUAGCAUUCCCAACAUAGACUCCAAGCUCCCGAAACAUGUGUCGAUGAAAAGUCAGAUGAAAAAGGCCAACAGGCAACAGAUAGGUACUGAUUUGGGAAAACUACCCCAGACCUUCAUCCUACCUGCCACCAGGGACCUGCCAGGUUGGAUGAGCCCAGCAUUCAUCAAGAGAACGAGGAUACAUUGGCUACAAUUCAAGACUGCUGUCAAAGAUUGGUGGAGUUUGGUGGUUUUCCUCAAAUGGGAUGUCAAACGGGACCCUCUCACGGGAAAAAAGCUGAGAAAGCCAUUGGAACUUUCCCAGAGAAAUCAAAUUGCGCGGGGCCUGCACAGGGAAUUUCAUGAGGCUUUGGGGGAAGGAGACAUGAAAAGGCUACAGGUCAUUUGCUGCGAGGGUCUGAUGGCGCAGGCGAGAAUGCGAAUUGAACAACGAAAGGCCAUGGGCCGCUCGAAAGAACCUUGGUCGCUCUUGAGUUACUCGGGCAUUCGAUAUCCUGUUUGGCUUGAGAGGUGGCCCCUUGCGGUAUUUCUGCCCCGGGCAAGCACCAGGGUUGUCUCGGAUCGGCUCGCCCCUUUGCCAUUCCCAGAUACAUUUCUCCGACAGUGCAUCGUGCGCAUCAGCAGCAUUCAGAACUAUCGGCUCGCCGACAGUGACAAGGAUACCGUGCUAAAGCAUGUUGAUUACGUGGUGAUACAAAAGAUGACUGCCAUGGGUGAAGAAGGCCCUUGGAAGCUAUGGGGUCUUACGGAGCCGUCCACAAUAAAGGAGAUCGAUAGCUUGCUGGAGGGCAAAGGGCAGGAAUCGGGGACUACCCUUGCCGAGAGGAUACGGGACAAAAUAUCCGGCAUCGUGGGUACCUAG
Fonsecaea pedrosoi CBS 271.37 is the source of this 1035-nucleotide messenger RNA. RefSeq lists its product as uncharacterized. The transcript has 2 exons. Gene Ontology annotation, cellular component: mitochondrion. The record is from RefSeq and is a predicted model, not a curated record. NCBI's taxonomy places the organism in Eukaryota, Fungi, Ascomycota, Eurotiomycetes, Chaetothyriales, Herpotrichiellaceae. Bases 1 to 1035 code for a protein of 344 amino acids.